Molecule: messenger RNA, 1080 nt
Organism: Dovyalis caffra
Lineage: Eukaryota; Viridiplantae; Streptophyta; Magnoliopsida; Malpighiales; Salicaceae
Source: the annotation of a GenBank genome assembly
AUGAGGCGUUGUGUUCCAGCAUGUUCAGGCUUUCUGCUAGCUUUUUUGCUUGCCUUUACGCUCCAACUCUUCUUCUUCUCACCUAUAUCUCCGGACUCGCUUGAACUGCCUCCAGCUUCAGCUCUACCCACAAACAAGCACUUGCAGAAAGUGACUAAACUCGGCGAAGGAUUUCUGGAUCGCCCAGAGGAUGUUGUCGUGGAUAGAGAUGGCAUCCUUUAUACAGCUGUUAGAGAUGGUUGGAUCAAAAGAAUGCAUAAGAAUGGUUCCUGGGAGAAUUGGAAGAAGAUAGAGAGUGAUGCUUUACUUGGAAUUGCAACGUCUAAGGAUGGUGGUCUUAUCGUCUGUGAUGCUGAAAAGGGUUUGCUUAAGGUUAGUGAAGAUGGAGUGGAGAUUCUUGCAACAGAUAUUAAUGAUGGGUCCAAAAUAAGGUUUGCAGAUGAGGUGAUUGAAUCAUCGGACGGUAGUGUGUAUUUUAGUGCUGCAAGCACCAAAUUUGGAUUCCAUGACUGGUUCCUAGAUUUUCUGGAGGCAAAACCUCAUGGGCAGUUGCUCAAGUAUGAUCCAUCAUUGAACGAGACAUCGAUUUUGCUUGAUGGUUUGUUCUUUCCUAAUGGCGUUGCUCUCUCAAGAGAAGAAGAUUAUCUGAUCUUCUGCGAAUCAUGGAAAUAUAGAUGCCAAAAAUAUUGGCUGAAGGGAGAGGACAAAGGGAAAACAGAGAGUUUUAUUGACAAUCUCCCUGGUGGUCCUGAUAACAUCCAUCUGGCUCCGGAUGGUUCUUUCUGGAUUGCUGUACUACAGUUGGUGUCUGAGGGGCUGGAGUUUGUGCACGCCUCAAAGCCAUCCAAACACUUGGUAGCAUCCUUUCCGAAGCUGGCUAACCUAGUCAACGGUGUGUACAAGAAAGCAACGGUGGUAAAUGUGGCAGCUGACAGCAAGAUUACCAGGAGGUUGGACGAUCCUGAUGGCAAAGUGAUGUCUUUCGUGACAACGGCUUUGGAGUUCGAGGAUCACCUUUACUUGGGAAGUCUGAAUACCAACUUCAUUGGAAAGAUGCCAUUGAAUCCAACUAAUAGUUAA